Oncorhynchus masou masou (cherry salmon) is the source of this 2255-nucleotide messenger RNA. Its product is annotated as nucleoporin NUP35-like. The record is from RefSeq and is a predicted model, not a curated record. Gene Ontology annotation, molecular function: phospholipid binding; nucleic acid binding; structural constituent of nuclear pore. Gene Ontology annotation, cellular component: nuclear membrane; nuclear pore nuclear basket; nuclear pore central transport channel. NCBI's taxonomy places the organism in Eukaryota, Metazoa, Chordata, Actinopteri, Salmoniformes, Salmonidae. Gene Ontology annotation, biological process: nuclear pore organization; NLS-bearing protein import into nucleus. The transcript has 9 exons. The coding region runs from base 278 to 1183 and encodes 301 amino acids.
GCCAUUAUUUUUUUCUUUUCUUCUCCGUGUUGAUUUAGAUGCGCGCUACGUUUUUCCUCUUUGCAGUAAGAUAUAACUUUACAGUUUUUUUCCCAAUAAUGUCUAGCUUCUAGCUAAUACAUAAAUGUUGUUUUCACUGGCUUCAAUGAAACAUUCCGUCAUCACAUUUGCCUGAACACAGAACCAUUACGCAGGCCAGCGUGCUAGCUGCGUGAAUACCGGUGCCGAAAUAACGCGAGAUUUCCGACAGAAUUUGAAAAUUUAAGGCACAGAACCAAUGACUCUGGGUUCCCCAACAUCGCCUAAACCCGGCCUGGGUGCCCAGUUCCUUCCCGGGUUUUUGAUAGGGGAUCUGCCAGCACCUGUCACACCCCUGCCUCGGUCAUUUGGGGUCAUGGAAAUGAGGUCACCAUUUCAAGCAGGUGGCUCUCCCCCCCAACCUGUAGUUCCUACACCUAAAGACAAGAGUGGGGCCCCUCCAGUUAGGAGUAUCUAUGAUGAUCUCUCCAGUCCUGCCAUCGGGAUGUCCCCUAUGUGUGCACAUAAACAGCCCUUCUCAAUGAUGCAAACCCCACUGUCUGGUUAUAUGGCUGUCACACCAGGAACAGCGUCCAGUCUAUUUAGUCCUGCUAGUACCAGUCAGCAGGCCAAGUCAACAAUGUCUCCAGCCCAAGUCGACCCUUUCUUCACUCAGGGAGAUGCACUGUCUUCUGAAGACCAUCUAGAUGAUACAUGGAUCACCGUAUUUGGGUUCCCUCCGGCCUCCGCGUCUUAUAUUCUGUUGCAGUUCGCCCAGUAUGGAAACAUAACGAAACAUGUGAUGUCCAACACUGGUAACUGGAUGCACUUUCAAUAUCAGUCAAAACUACAAGCAAGAAAAGCUCUUAGUAAAGACGGGAAGAUUUUUGGCGAGGCUAUAAUGAUUGGUGUUAAACCAUGCAUCGAUAAGAAUGUGAUGGAGAGCUCAGACCGAGGCUCGACCUCCUCUGGCUCAGUGUUUACUCCUCCAGUCAGAAAUGGAACCCCCAGCCACCAUGUCACUACACCUCACUCCUCUAUGAGGCCCCUCAGUGCAGCCUACAAGGCCUGCAGCAGUGACUACCAGGUGGUAGCUGACAGACAGACUCCAAGGAAAGAUGACAGUUUGGUUUCCAAAGCGAUGGAGUACAUGUUUGGCUGGUGAGAUGGUCUCCUCCAAUGGCUGAACGCUUCCUAUUUAGAACUCAAGACAGAAUGACCAACCGCGGCCUUCUGUCAUUACGGAGUCCGUUGUCUGUAUCCCUUAUAGCACUCUAUUCGCUAUCUACUGCAUUACGUUUUACCAGGGCCCUAGGGAUUAGGGUGCUAUUUGGUAUACAUCCAGUGUGUAACUGAUAUACUUAACCCUGUGACUUCUAUGCACUUUAUGUGGUGGACAGGAUUUUAAAUCAGCCGGAUAUUUUAUGUUAGCGUUGAAGUGUUUAUUUUAUUUUUGUGCCAAAGUCACGUUGCUAAAUUGACCAACAACACAGACUUAAACAAAGUAAAUAUUUUUAAUUUUUUUAUUGGUCUGAUUUGAUGUGAAAUUAAUCACACAUAAUGAAUACCUGUUUGUACCAAAUGGCAUAUUCCCUAUGCAGUGCACUACUUUUAACAAGGGCCCAUAGUGGUCCGGUCAAAAUUAGUGUACUUUUUUUUUAGGUUUAUAGGGUUGGGGGAUAUUUUCCAGUACAGUGUCUGAAGUGAAGAGCUGCUUUGCCUAUUAGAGGUCAAGGUUGUACGUCAGCGUCUUAAACCAUGUUGAAAUGGUGCGAGAUUGUCUGGUUCUCUUUUUGUGUGGUUCUGCUGAGUGGUUCGCUAGAGAAUGUUAUUUAAGGCUCAUACUUUUGCAGAAUUUUUAUUAUAAUUAUUUUUUUUUUUUUGUAUGCUUUCAAACUUAUCAUUGAUUUAUUAUUUUUAAGUCCUGUUUUAUUUUGUCUAGCUAUUUACAAUGAGCUGUUUUCUACUGUGCGGCAGGGUAGCCUAGUGGGGCGGCAGGGUAGCCUAGUGGUUAGAGCGUUGGACUAGUAACCGGAAGGUUGCAAGUUCAAACCCCUGAGCUGACAAGGUACGAAUCUGUUGUUUUGCUCCUGAACAGGCAGUUAACCCACUGUUCCUAGGCCGUCAUUGAAAAUAAGAAUUUGUUCUUAAAUGACUUGCCUAGUUAAAUAAAGGUAAAAUUAAAAAAACUAUCUUAGCUGAUACUUACUGUUUUUAAAUAAAUGGUGCAUCCAUUU